This is a messenger RNA of Rubroshorea leprosula, 627 nucleotides long. The record is from the annotation of a GenBank genome assembly. Lineage: Eukaryota; Viridiplantae; Streptophyta; Magnoliopsida; Malvales; Dipterocarpaceae.
AACGCAUUGAACUCCUCAGACAUGGCCCGUCUCCAAUGGGGAUCUUUGAUUGCUUGAGACACACAAGUGGGUUCAGGUGAAGGGAGUGGGGAGGCCAUGGUUGCAUGAUGUAAGGUCUUUGGUUUAAAGAUGUUGUUUUGAGAGCGGGUGACCAUGGGAUGAGUCCGUAUAGGCGGGGGAGGCGAUGGUGGUGAGAGGUUAUGAGAAGUAGCGUGGUUGGUGGAUGUAGGAGGAGAGGAGUCCAGUUCAGCUAUGGUGGGGUUGACGGUAGGGGUGGAGGUUGGACAGGGGCUUUGAGUGGGAGAAUGAGGUGUGGAGGUAGGAGUCGACGGAGUGAUUGGGGAGUGAGGAUCGGCUGGUUCGGUGGACACAGGGACUACCGCAUGAUGGGGAACUGGAGCACAAGGAGGCAACAUUGUGCGACCAACAGCUGGGCGGUGGCAAACCAUGUCAUUGGGAACUGGCUGUGCAGAGAAGUCAUGAGGAAAGGAGGAAUCAGAAAAGCUGUGGGUGGUGGAAUUGGAGAGAGAGUUUUGUAGAAUAGGAGUAUGAUAGGGAAAGUGGUUUUCAUUGAAAAUGACAUGUCGUGAAUAAAAAAACUUUCCAGAAUGAAUGUCAAAACAUUUG